ACAUGUAGUUUACUAGUUUAGGUAUCGCAGACCCGUGACGGCAUUGAAAUUGUGGGAAAGACAAAGAGACUUGUCAGUGAGGACGUGGGCUUAGGUGUUGAACAAUAUUGUGUUCAUUUGACGAGCAGAGAGGCAACGCCUCACGACUACUUCCUGUUAAAAUUAAAAAUGGCAGCUGCCACAGCAUCUCCAAACGCUCCUUCCCAGGCCCGACCAUGGAAUCCAGAUUUUAAACACAAUGACCGAGAAAGAUGGAUUUGUAUAUAUCCUGCAUAUUUGAACAGCAAGAAAACAUUAAAAGAAGGCAGAAGAAUACCUAAAUCAAAGGCUGUUGAAAACCCAAUCUGUGCUGAAAUAAGGGAUGUAUGUGCAACAACUGGUUUUACGUUGGGCGUUGAGAAUAAAACCUACCCGAGAGAGCAAGAUGCAAGGGGUGACAAUAAGUACAGGGGCAGAGUGAGGGUCAUGUUAAAAAAUGAGGAUGGCUCUCUAGUGUUACCACAGUUUCCUUCUCGGAUGUCUGUGAUGUUGCAUAUAGCAGAGACUAUACCUAAGUUAAAGACUAGACAACAGUCACAGUCAGCCAGCCAGUCACAACAACAACAACAACAGCAGCAACAGUCAAAGGGACAGAAGAAGAAGGGAAGGAAGUAGAUUGGUACUUGUAUAAUGAGUGCUUGAAAUGACUGAAUUGGUGGCUAUAGUGAACUGCGUGCCCCGAGUGUUUGAUAAUUCCUGAACCUAACAUUUUUUAUUAGUUCAGUUUGAUGUCAUUGAGCAUUUUUAACAUUAUUUAUAUUUCUAAAAUAAUCUAAAGACAAUUAUGUUAAUUUAAAUUACUUCGAUUUGUAUUUAAACUAUUAGUCAUUUUAAGUUAUCUAAAUUAAAUUACAAGUAAGCUAUUAGUAUAUUUUUUCAAAGAUUCUGUAAAAUGUAUAGGUAUGAAAAAUUCUCAAGUUUUCUAAAUUUUUAGUCAUACAUCUUUAUUAGACCAUGUAAUAAAGGUUUUUUGUGAAUAUGAAUAAAAAAAUGUUUUAAUCCUGUUUAAAUUACAAAUGUAGAAUUGACAUAUUUAAAACAUGAAUAAAAUGUUUGAAAAAUU
Molecule: messenger RNA, 1102 nt
Organism: Physella acuta
Lineage: Eukaryota; Metazoa; Mollusca; Gastropoda; Physidae
Product: signal recognition particle 19 kDa protein
Biological process (GO): SRP-dependent cotranslational protein targeting to membrane, signal sequence recognition; SRP-dependent cotranslational protein targeting to membrane
Cellular component (GO): signal recognition particle, endoplasmic reticulum targeting
Molecular function (GO): 7S RNA binding
Source: RefSeq, a predicted model, not a curated record